Lampris incognitus (smalleye Pacific opah) is the source of this 3132-nucleotide messenger RNA. RefSeq names its product chromatin assembly factor 1, subunit A (p150) (gene chaf1a). The record is from RefSeq and is a predicted model, not a curated record. The transcript has 16 exons. Gene Ontology annotation, cellular component: nucleus; CAF-1 complex. Gene Ontology annotation, biological process: nucleosome assembly. NCBI's taxonomy places the organism in Eukaryota, Metazoa, Chordata, Actinopteri, Lampriformes, Lampridae. The coding region runs from base 165 to 2915 and encodes 916 amino acids.
GAGUCACACAAAUGACACAAAAUAGAAAUAUAUCAACAAAUUCAUAUGUGUGUGCUUCAUCGCUGGGAGAAGUUUGUCAACGUCUGUAAGAAACGUUUUAUUGCUUUGGUUUUGCCUGGCCGAAGGAAACUCGAAGUGAGUGGAGCCUCUGGAUAUCGUUGGUGAUGUUGGCGGCGGAAAACCCAACGGUGGACGGGGACUUUGUAACAGCUACCCCGCGUAGACGAGACAUGGAUUGUAAACCCAAUAAAAACACCAACAAGAAACUUGUUCAAGCUCGUCUACCAUUCAAGCGUCUAAACCCUGAAACUAAAGAGUGUCAGGAACCUAAAAGACCCUGCACACUUCCUUGCCCUGAACCAGGGGCCUCAGAUGGGGAGAAUGAGACAGAGACCUCCCCACUUCUCGUGAAUAAUGGACCGACCUUGGUUAAUGGGCGUGGACCCCUUGAUGAUUUCUUGAGUCGUAGCUGCAAUGCUUCUUCAGGUCAGAAAAUUAUAGAUCUCACUAAGGAUGACUCUACAUCUCCUGUAAAGCCCGCCACUAUACCUGUUGCUACCUCCCCCUGCCUCACAACAAAAGACAUGUAUCAGAACAAAGACAAAAGGUCUUCCACUGGUAAACCCAGCAGCAGUGACCUCACUCCUAAGGCAGAUGCUUCAGACUGCAAAAUAAUCCACAAACCAGAUAGUGAUGGAGAUAUAGAUGAGAUGGAGGGAAAAGAUGGGGAUGAGACUGCAUUUGUCUCGCAGCUCGAUCUGACACAGGAUUCUGAAAGCGAGGAAGAGAAGCAAGAUGUGUCAAAAGCUGAUGUCUCCAGUCUGGGCAAUGAGUCCAUUCUGUCUGCUUCAUCAGUCAGCUCCCUGUCUGCAGCAGAGAGCUCCCCAGAGCAGGACAAGGCUGAGAAUGUCACAACACCUACGGAUCCAAAGACCACUCCCAAGAAAGCAGCAGAUCAGAAGGUAAAAAGACGCUCAUUGAAGCCACAUAAUUUACAAGAACAGGACGAGAGGCUACGCCUGCGCCAGGAGAAGGACCGACAGAAGGAAGAGGCUAAAGCUGCAAAAGAGAAAAAAAAAGAGGAGGCCCGCAAGCUGAAAGAGGACAGAGAAAGGGAAAAACGAGAGAAAAAGGAGAAAGAUGAUCGAGAAAAACGGGAGAAAAAAGAAAAGGAUGAGAAGGAAAAGGCUGAGCGGUUAAAAGCAAAAGAGGAGCAACGGAAAUCAAAGCAGGAGGCUAAACUAGAAGAAAAACGAAAGAAAGAAGAGGAGAAACGACAGAAAGAAGAGGAGAAACGGUUGAAAGAGAAGAAAGAUCGGCUGAAAGCUGAGAAAGCACAGAUUACACGGUUUCUUCAGAAGCCCAAGACGCAGCAGGCUCCAAAGACCCUUGCAGCUCCCUGUGGGAAGUUUGCCCCAUUUGAGAUCAAGGAAAACAUGUGUCUGGCGCCAUUAACCCGGGUUCAUUGCGAAGACUCUGUUCUGGAACAGCUGGACCAGUACUUGUUACAACCCGGUGAAAAUCUGAAUGGAUUCAAAGACUGGAUCAGGAAAAAACCACGCAGAUCAGGCCCUACUAAACGCAGACAGACAGAUGUACUCAGGGAAAAUGUAACAAUAGUGGAGGGGCCUAAACCAGACAGUGUACCAGACCGUAGAUGCUACGGACCCAUGAAGCUGCUGCAGUUCCAUGAGAACUACCGACCAGCCUACUGGGGCACCUGGAGUAAGAAGAGUUCACACAUUUCACCCCGUUGCCCGCUGAGGCAGGACAAGAAUCUGUUGGACUAUGAGGUGGACAGCGAUGAGGAAUGGGAAGAGGAGGAACCUGGGGAGUCCCUUUCACACAGCGAAGGGGAGGAUGACGAAGAUGGUGGUGAUAACGAAGAUGAUGAAGAUGAUGGCUUCUUUGUACCCCAUGGUUAUCUCUCAGAUGGGGAGGGGGCAUUGGAGGAAGAGGAGGGUGGUGACCUGGAAAAGCAGAAAGUGCGUCAGAAGCUGAAAGCAAGGGAAUGGGAUGAGCUGAUGUCCACCAAGAAGAAGGUGAGGGUGCUGGAGGCUGUGGUGAGGGGCUGUAUCUGGGAAGGAGAAGGCCCUACCCUGGAGUUCUUCCAGCAGUAUGCUGUGUGCCUGAUUGAGCCUUUACCCAAGGCGGACACCAGCCCCAGCCCAGACCAGUUGUCACUGAAACGUCAGGAAGAUGAGCAAUUGCUCAGUAAGCUGUUGCCUCUGCUGCAUGGUAAUGUCAACAGCAGUAAGGUGAUCAUCACAGAGUUCCUGGAGUUCUGUCGCCAGCAAACCCCCUGUCCCUCAUCAGUGUCCUCUCCCAGUUUAACCAGCCCUGUCAACUCAGCAGAUAAUAUUCCUACCAGAAUAUGUUUGAAGCGUCUCAUCAAGAGCAAUGCUGUCUAUGAGAAGCGCCAGGCCUACAGGCGCUGCUGCUGGUAUGUACACACAGACGUCCUGUCACGUUUUAGCCAGGAAGCCCUCCCAGUACCCUGCCAGUGGGCCUACCUCACCACAGGAGCCAGAGAAGAGCCCAAGGAAGAUCCCCAAGCAGCCACAGGCUCCCAGGGAAACUCCCCCACCACGCCACAGACUUCCUCCACCACCAACCUUUCGUCAUCCAACAAAAGAAAGAGCACAGGCAGUAUGUCAAUCACCAGGUUCAUGAAGAAAUGUGCUGAUCCAGAGCAGGAGCCAAUGGAGAUGGAUGGGUUUCAGGCUGACACUGAGGAGGAUGAUGAGGAGGACGAUGACUGUGUCAUUAUGUCUACACAGAGUGCCCCAUCCACAGAAAUCAUUUGUAUCAACCCCACCACCAUAGAGGAACAGGAUUCAGACCAGAUGGAAGUCACUCCCUCAGACAUGGCUGCUCUCCACGUGCCUUGCCCUGCUACACUUGCCACUGUCUAAGGAAAGGACAAGCCUUCUUCCCCUCCUUAUCCCUCACUGGAACCCUGCACCAUCACUUGCCACUGCCAAAGGGCUCCUCUCUUCCCCAUACUUUCCCCUCCUGGCCCUGAGUUCAAGUGUGUCCAAGACAGGAUCCGGUUUUUAGAUGAAGCAGUGCACUCUGGUUGAGAUGGCCCACCGCUGGCCACAUGGCAUCAAUACCGUAUUAUGCCUUACA